CCUCCAAGUAUGAUUUUUUAAAGCAAACGACACCAACAAAAAACAAAAAAGGGAAGAAAACGAAUCGAGCGAAAGUAAUAGUUGUUUUUUAUUGUGAUUAAACUAGAAAGAAACAAACACAUAAAAUUACUACAAGAUUAUUAAUCAUGCAAGUUUGAAAAGAAGAAUGUGGCUGAAAAAACCAGUUUAGCAGUGGCAUUAGCACUUGUCAAAUAUUGCAGUUGUGAUAAAUACCGACAAGAAAAUAAUAAACAAGUGUAUGAGUAUAAUAUACAUAACAGUACAUGUAUGUAUGUAGCAGUGUUUGUAGAAGGAAUAUGAAAAAUUGGAGUGGUCUUUUCAAGCCGCUUUACAAGUUUGGCAUAUUGUUUUAAAAAACAUAUUUAUCAAUAAAAAUUGUGUGCAAAAUGUAAUUAUAACAGUAAAUGCAUAUAUACUUAACCUACUGCGCUAUUGAUUUUUAAAGGUCAAUGGGCAUCUUAUUGCCACCCGUCUCACAGGUUACCAACACUCGUAUCAAUUUAACACAACAUCACCGCAAUCGCAGUCUGGACAGCGCCUUGCAGCGUAUACCGGAGGUUGAAGUCUCCUCGCCUAAUUCAGAGAGCGAAAAUACGUUCUGCACACCAUCCAUUCUGGGCACGACUAUGUGCUCGAAAAUCGUCACGACUGCAGCCAAUGUAACAGCCGCCCUUACCACAACAACAACACCGGCGUUGACGUCAUCAUUAACACAUUCACCGCCAUCCUCUUCAUUAGCCACCCCAUCUAGAGUAUCAACCAUAACAGGUGGUUUAAUGGACUCAACGACGGCUGACCCAAUUGCAGCUAUGACCACAGAACCCACGGCAAGCAACAGCAGCAAUAACAUUAACAUUAACAACAUCAACAGCAGUAGUUAUGGUGGUGCCAAUGUGAUUGUUGAGUCCUGCCCAACAUUGCGUGUACGUCCCAAAUCGAGUGAGACAACCACACGUUGUGGAGCGGCGAUUGCAGGUGCAGCAUCGAGCAACAUCAACAACAAUAACAACACCAGCAGCAAUAAUAGCAACGGCAGCAGUAGUAGUAAGAAACGUGAGGAUCUCACCAGUCUCGGCUCUGAUGAUUCAGGCAUAAUUUGCGGUUCUGACUCGGAUCAAAUAUCUCUCAACCGCAUACGUCACUCUCACGAAUCGCUGGACUCGGGUGAAAUGGAUGCUGAAGAAGAAUGCAUUGAUAUGCUCGAGACGACCUCUAUGGAUGAGGAGUAUGGUAUGCUUCAAUCGGAUUUGAUUUUCUAUCAAUCGGCUGAUACAGACUGUCGUACGCUACGCCCAUCUCGCAAGCAAAAACAAAUGCAAAAGCAACAUAACCAAAGUAAACAGACACCGAGGGCGAUUGCCGAUGCAGAUAUAAUCGGUGGCUAUGGUGAUGGUAGUGACACAGAUAUCGAUGCUAAGGCAGCAGAACAGCUGUCUGAACGUAUGCGUUAUCGAGAAUUGAAUAUGUCGCAGGCUGCAUUAAAUUUGGAACGUUCCAGUAGUGGCACACCUACGGCUUUAGAUGUCGAUUUGUCCACACCGACUGCAGAUACAGUUGACUCAUCAACACCAACGGCCACACAACCAAACACACCAUCGACAUCAACACCGUCGACUUCAAUGCCAUCGACAGCAGCCACAACACCACAGCCAACGCAGACGGGUAAGGCACAGAAAAACUCGGAGGCGGGAAGUGCAAACGAAACCGCAAAGAAUGAUGUACUCUUUAAAAGUUUCUUUGGUGCCACCAAGAAUGCCAUUUUCCGUACCGCACAAAGUAUCAUAGAAAAUCACGAGAAGAAGAAUGCCGCAAAGAAUAAGAAUGAUGAAAACGCUGGCAGCAAUGGUGGUAGUGGUACCGCACCGGACCAAGUAAAAUCGCCCACAGAUAUUUCCAAGAAAAAGGAAUUUUUUAGUCUAAUCACGUCAAAUUCGAGUAAGAAGGCGGCCGCUGCUGCUGCAGCAGCUGCCGCAGCCGCCGCAUCUGCACAACAAUCUGCUUCCAAUACACCGGUUGCCACACCUUCGGCCGAAUCAACGCAGGUUGAGCUAAAAUUUCCGACAACAGCUUCAUCCAAUACUGAAGUUUCCGAGAAGAAAGCCAGUUCUGCCACGGAUGGCAUAGAGAAAACACUUAAUCUUCCACUACCCGGUCUCGGAGCUUCCUCCUUCUCAACUUCGAUUGCAAAAUCUUCUUCCAUCUCUUCGCUAAAUAAAUUAAAAGUGCCAGGUGUGGUAAAGUGCUUCAUUAAGGAGCGUCCGGCCAACAACGACAACUUGCAAAAGACUGAAAAAGGUCCCAGUGGACUGCUGAGAUUUUUCGAAUCUCCCGUCUUCAAUAUACAUUUUGCUAUCCACUAUCUAUUUUAUUCGAAAGAACCAGGUGUGCUCAGUUUUAUCGGCAAUAAGAUUUUCAGUUUUCCCGAUCAAGAAGUGGAUCUCUAUAUACCACAACUAAUCGUUAUGUAUAUUCAAAUGGAUGAAUUGGCAGAAGUUCUCGAUCCAUAUUUGACAAUCCGCUGUCGCAAGUCGGUUGACUUUUCAUUGAAAUGCCUUUGGCUGCUAGAGGCUUAUAAUUACCAAUUCGAUUCGUUGGGCAACGGAUCUCGUAAAUCACAGCUAGCACUUAUGAAGGAGAUCUUUUCAAAAAAGGAGCGUAAAAUAUUGAGUAAAUCCGACGGUAAAGAUAUUCCACCGGCUGGUCGCGGAGCUGUGGCUGUCGCAGCUGUUUCAGCAUUAACAAAAAAAACACAUCAUCGUUCACAAUCUGACGCCACACUUUUGUUAAGCGAUUCACGCCGCCACCCUUCAUCAAUCGCACUAAGCAUAUCAAAUCGUCACUACCAACAGCCGCCAUAUACAACGCAAACAUUACCAUUAACGCCAGCUAAAUUGUGUCUGGGUGAUCUGACGUCUGGAAGGGCAUUCGAUAAUGGGUGCACCUGCUUCGACAGUGUACGUGGACAGGUUAAUGGUCUUCUUGGUCAGAAAACCGUGUGCUCAUGCAAUGCACCGAAAACUGCGCCCGAGAAGGAGUUCAUGAAAGCACUCAUCAACGUUGGCAAAAAUAUCACAUCCCUGCCGUCUAAGGCGGAAAAAACCUCAGCGCUACGAAUGUUUUUGAACCUGAUCAAUAAGAAUCUGCCGGCACGAGUUUGGCUGCCGGUAUAUUCAGAUAUUCCACACCAUGUAGUGCGCAUAACAGAGGAAAAGACUGCGGUGCUCAACUCAAAGGACAAAACGCCGUACAUUAUUUACGUCGAGGUGCUUGAGGUGCCCGAUAUAUACUCAUCGCCGCUUAUUCCGAAAAUGAUGCCAUCACUGCGGCACACGAAGAGUGAAGAACACCUGGAAGGCACUUGUAGCCAUCACCAUCAAUUGCAUCAGCACACUCACAACCACGUGAGCUGUAGUCGCACGUCCAGUUGCAGUUCACAUGGUGGCGCUGCCAUCGCCACUGGCCCCAAUUGCCGUCUUAAAAAGGAGAAACUUUUGUCAGAGUCAUCGUCCGUGGCGUCCGAUGCUCAAACGUCUGCUACUGCUGGCGGUGAUGGCGGCCAUGUAUGCAAUUCGCAUACAAUGGGACUCUCAUUUGGGGGCCUACAUUUAACCGAAGAUGAUGUUUGGUCGCAAGAAGACGAUGAGAUCACAGCACAAUAUUUGCAUUUGCGGAAAUUGAGUGAACGAGAUGCCAUAUCGCAAAUGUCGCUAGACUCAUGUGACUCAAGGGAUCAAGGCAUACCUGUGCUAUUCAAUAUCGGCGAUGUACGCACUCGUCACUGUAAUAACUUAACCUGCGAAAACACGAAAUCCUUCAACAAUGAUCCAGAAGAUCCAUCAGCGGCAGCUUUGAAGGAGCCUUGGCAUGAAAAGGAGCAACAGAUACGUGAAUCAUCGCCUUAUGGGCACCUUUCAAACUGGCGUUUGUUGUCAGUUAUUGUGAAAUGUGGCGACGAUUUACGCCAAGAACUUAUGGCCACACAACUGCUACAGAUGUUCAAAAUCAUUUGGCAAGAGGAACAUGUAGAUCUCUGGGUGCGACCGUACAAAAUUGUUUGCUUAUCGAAUGACAGUGGUCUGAUCGAGCCAAUCCUUAAUACUGUAUCAUUGCAUCAAAUCAAAAAGAAUUCUAAUAAGUCGUUACGCGAUUACUUUAUCGAUGAAUAUGGCUCAUUAGAGGGUGAACGAUUCUGUGCCGCACAGAAGAAUUUUGUGCAAAGUUGUGCAGCCUACUGUCUGAUUUCAUAUUUAUUGCAAGUGAAAGAUCGGCAUAAUGGCAAUAUUUUACUGCAUUCAGAUGGACACAUUAUACAUAUUGACUUUGGUUUUAUACUCAGCAUAUCGCCGAAGAAUUUAGGUUUCGAGCAGUCACCUUUCAAACUGACACCCGAAUUCGUUGAUGUAAUGGGUGGCACUAGUUCGGAGCUUUGGAAAGAAUUCAAUCGUCUACUGCUUGUCGGCAUGAUGUCUGCACGCAAGCAUAUGGAUCGAAUUAUAAAUUUUGUGGAAAUAAUGCGUAGUAAUGCGCAAUUGCCUUGCUUCAAGAAUGGUUGCUCUGGCACCGUACAGAAUCUCCGAAAGCGAUUCCAUAUGAAUUUGACCGAACAGGAAAUGGAACGCAAAGUCGAACAACUUGUACAGGAUUCGCUAAAGAGCCUCUCAACAAAGUUAUACGAUGGCUAUCAGUACUACACGAAUGGUAUAUUGUGAGAAAGGUUUUUUAUGAAAAUUUAAAGCAAGACGACUGUGUAAACAAAAUUGCUGCACACCAACAGUACGACAAUGGAAGCAAGCGAAAAGUAUAAACCUACAUUCAUAAAUACCACACAAAAACCACAUAAAUGUAUGCCAACUAUGCGAAUUGUAUGUGUGUGUGUGGCAGUCGACGAUGACGAGGAUGGCGGCGACACCAAUAUCUAAGCCGGUGCUGCUGUACCUGUUGAAGUGUUUGUUGUUGUCUAAUUUCGUCUGUGUAUUAUGCGUAAUUUGUGUUGAUAGUUAUUUGUAAUUGAAAAACAAAAGAAAAUAUAGUACGAACUUGGUAAUCGCAACUAAUAGAAUAGACAUAGAGGCAUUGCAUUUAUUGAGGUUGUUACAACUAACGAAAAAAGAGUCGACCAAAAAAUGUAUCGAUGAAAACUCUGCUAUUAAACAAAAAUUUUACUUUUAUAUUAGAAAAUUAAUUUUUCGUGUGCAAUUUAUUGCAGCCUCCUCAGAAUUAGAAUACAAAGUUCAUAAAGAUUUGUAUUUAAGAGUUGCAAGAAUCAAGAAAAGGCUUAUUUUAAAAGUUGCUAUUACCGAGUACUUACUGUAUGUGUAUGUAGAUCCUUUUGACUGACAAAUUAACUGACUGAUUGACUGACUGUAGUUUUUUUUAGUAAUAUGUGAAUACAGAAAGAUUAUAAGUGCUAUUGCAUACGCCCACGAUGGACAAAUGCGAAGCGACUGUGCGAAUUUUCAGCACUUACAGUUGUUUCUUUACUACUGAACACAACUGCGCUGUUUUCUUUUUGAUUUUUCUCAGAUUCACAUAUACAUAUAGGAAAUAUUUAAAGCUAUAUAAAUAAUACAAUUAGUUUUUAGUGUACUAUCAUGUUUAUAUUGAAUGUAUUGUUGUGUAUUGCCUAAAUGGGAGUGAGUAUUGUGAUUAGUUUUUACCGCGCAUAACAGAGCACAGUUUGGAUAUUUGCAGAACAUAGAUGUAGAAUGUUUGUGUACUCGUAAGUCACUAAGUGGGCUAUGUGGGGGAAAAAUUAAUAACUAAAAAAAUGUAAUACAUUUCCAGCAGCGCUUAAUGUGAAGUGAAUAAAUUUGUAAUUUUACUCUAGUUAGGAUUUCUUCUUUUCUAGUAAGUACAUAUGUAAAUAUGUAUGUACAAAUGUUACAACAUACGAUAAUAAAUAAUAAAUACUAUUUUGCAAUUAUUUUUCUUUUGUAUGCACAGUUUUCCGCAUAAGCGGAGUAACGAAGAAAGGCGUACGAAGUGUAUGAAAGAACAAAUUUUAUAUGUUUUGUGGAGUGAAGAAUGUAUGAUUAAACACUCAGUAUAUUUGCAUAUACAUAUACCGAUUUAAAAUACGCUGAAAUACUUUAAAAUUCCUAAAUGCUAAAAUUUUAGUAUGAAAUAAUUUAAAGUUUUUAUUUUGCAGAAUAAUUAUUUCUACUUUCUUAAAAAUAUAUUCAAAAUGAAUAGAAAAUAAGGUUACUAAAUUUAAUUUGCGCCAAGGAAAAGCGUAAAGGAGUUAUGAUUGUUUGAAAGUUUUAAAACCUAUUGAAUACAAAGAAAUGCGUAACUGAAUUCCACUUGGAAUUCCGCUGGAACAAUUCUGUUUUAUAUCCAGUCAAGGACAGUGACCUUCAGCAAAUGCGACCAAUUUAUCAUUUAACAUUUUUUCGGCCUAAAAGUUCUUCAAAGUUGCCCUGCGCUCGUAUGACAUGUUAAAAGUGGCUUAUAUUAUUUUAAUGCAGUCUUGUAAUGCAAUACUUAAAAUUCAACAAAUGUACAAUAUUUCAGUCUAAUAUUAUUAUUAAUGAAUGGUGAGAUGCAGAUACAAUUUGAUAUACACCGGGCUUUGUUAAUUAAGCCUGAAUGCUUUUUCUUAAUAUUUUUGGCGAAGAAAGUUUUUUCUAAAUAAUUUUCGAAGAAAGCAAAAAAAAACAAACGAUAUGCUCUAAAGUCAAAAUUCCAACAUUUACAAGCGCUUUAUUUGAGCGGCCGCCGUAGCCGAAUGGGUUAGUGCGUGAUUACCAUUCGGAAUUUACAGAGAGAACGUCGGUUCGAAUCUCGGUGAAACACUAAAAUUAAGAAAAAUAUUUUUCUAAUAGCGGUCGCCCCACGGCAGGCAAUGGCAAACCUACGAGUGUAUUUCUGCCAUGAAAAUGCUCCUUAUAAAAAAAUAUCUGCCAUUCGGAGUCGGCUUGAAACUGUAGGUCCCCCCAUUUGUGGAACAACAUCAAGACGUACACCACAAAUAGGAGGAGGAGCUAUUUUAAUAGAUUUCUCAUUAAUUUAAAUUUGUACUCUUCUUUUUUUUACUUUUUGACUCGAAAAUUUUCCUAAAAUUAAACUAUUGAAUACCGACUAACAGCGAAUAUGUGGUUUUUUUAAAUAUAAAAAUUUUCCAAAAAUUAAACUACGAGGGCGGAUCAAUAAGUCCGUGACUUUUUGUAUUUCUGACCUCUUUACUGAAAAAGAAAUACUGCUCCUGUCAACAGGCAUCUGUCAGUUGACUCCUGUCAAAAUUUGAACGUGCUGCGUCAGUUAGUUUGUGUUUUACAGCUACCUAUAUCAGACUACCCAGUAAUUUGAGGAGAAAAUGGAAAAAACUGAAUUUCGUGUGCUUAUUAAGCCGAUUCACUCUUAGAAACCCACUGUUUCGACUGUUGUUUGGUCUCCGGUGUGUGGUGAUGGAUCCAUGUUUCGUCCACGGUUACAAAACGGCGCAAAAACUCCUCCAUAUUGCGAUUAAACAACUCCAAACCUUCCUGUGAAGUUGUUACACGAUUGCGUUUGUGGUCGACUGUGAAUAUAUAUGUGGGGAAAUGCUGCUGAAGUGACAGACCUUGGCCGGAUAUAAAUCCGGGUCGUUCCGGUAACGUAGAACCGAUUGUCGUGGUAACGGGGUCACAUCCUUUGGUCGGAUACGAACCGUAUUGUUUCCUUAGCUCAGUACCGACUGUCAUACGAACAUCGCUUGUUACGUAUUUUCAAUACGAUUAACUUGAAAUAUACAUAACCUUGUAUUUUAAGAUCUUUAGUUUAAGUAGUUAAGCGUAAUUUGUGUACAAUAAUUUAAUUAGUAAAAGACAUAAUACGAGAAAACUAUUUCUUCCACAUGUCCCAUUAAUUGACUUUAAAUAAAUAUCUAUCGGCGUUAAAUGUGUAUAUUUCAAUAUUUGCAUUCACACGCACAUGAACAGAAAAUGUAUGCGCAUUAAUAUUUAAUUUAAACAUUUUUAUAAAAAUGCUUAGCAGUGUUAAAACGUAUAACGAAUAUGUGAAAGAUUUUAUACAAAACUUGUUAAUAUCAAAAAAAAAAACAACGUUAAAUUAAAGAAGUAAUGGGGCUAUGAACUCCUCAAACAAAUAAACUUUUGUCAGAAAAAAAUUUGCACGCUAUUAAAUGUAAAGUAAUUUCAUUGUUGUACAGGUUUUUCACAUACAUCUAUUCCAUUAACUUUCACUAUCGUGUCUAUUUACAGCUCUAGCGGCUGCUUUUUUAUAUAGAGAAAAACAUAAAAAUAAAAAUUUCAUAACAUAAAUUAGGAAUAUGCGGAUAAGUAAACAUAAACAAAAUUAAUAAAUAGUUAAUAUACAUAUGUACAUAUAUACAUAUAUACAGAAAAACGUGUUUCACAGUUUGAAAUUUGAAUGCCCCUUCUUUUUAUAGUAUUAAAAACCUCGAACCUGUAAGCGCAUUUAAAGUGCCACCAGAAAAACAAAAACCAAUACAGAGGAGAUAAAACUACGGAACAAAAUAUGUAUAAAGAAGAUAUUGCAAAUGGAAUUUAGCAAUGAGCGUCUGAACUAAAAAGAUAAUACCGUGAAAAAUAAAUAACACGAAAUGUUUGUAAUUAAUAAGAAUGACUUCUUUUUCCUAUUGCAUAAAAAUUAUAUACAUACAUAUGCAUAUAUGUAAUAUA
Anastrepha obliqua is the source of this 8663-nucleotide messenger RNA. It is a transcript of the gene fwd, whose product is annotated as phosphatidylinositol 4-kinase beta. Lineage: Eukaryota; Metazoa; Arthropoda; Insecta; Diptera; Tephritidae. The transcript is spliced from 13 exons. The record is from RefSeq and is a predicted model, not a curated record. Gene Ontology annotation, cellular component: cytoplasm; membrane. The coding region runs from base 471 to 4730 and encodes 1419 amino acids. Gene Ontology annotation, biological process: phosphatidylinositol-mediated signaling; phosphatidylinositol phosphate biosynthetic process. Gene Ontology annotation, molecular function: 1-phosphatidylinositol 4-kinase activity.